Caenorhabditis auriculariae is the source of this 9637-nucleotide messenger RNA. NCBI's taxonomy places the organism in Eukaryota, Metazoa, Nematoda, Chromadorea, Rhabditida, Rhabditidae. The record is from the annotation of a GenBank genome assembly.
AUGGAAGCGAAGCGUGGUAGGGGCCGAACUUCAGAUGGAGCUCAUAAAACGCUUCUCGGAAACGGAAACGACAAAGAAAAUGGUAAAUAAAUCGGAAAUUUAUUUUAUUUUUUUCGAAACUGCUUUAGCAAAGUUAUUCUUUCCUGAAAGUUUAAUUAAAGACUUUAAUUGAAAGCCUCCUGAACAGGAUCUUGAAGUUGUUAAAAUUGAUUCCUUUUUUUCUCUAAGAAGUGAAGAAUGGAAGUCAUUUUUUAUAGGGAAGCGUCCGUUCGCCGCUGUAAUAUUUUUCUUGUUGUGUCUUAAUGGAUCUUCUCUUCUAUGUUAAAGUAUUGAUUCCAAUUCUUUUCUUUUUCUAUUUUUUAUAUUUCAUUCAGUAUUUUCUAUAACGUUUUCUGGAGUUUCAAAUCUUUUUUUUUCGAAAAGAUUUAAAUUUGGAAAACAACUACUUCAGUUUUUUUCGAACAUUUUUAUUUCCAAAAUCUGCUUGAAUGAAUUAUUAGAGAAUGUGCUGUCGAUUUCCGAGGGAAUGAAUGUGAGUAGCCUUUCCGUCAAGAAUACAUUGAUGAGUCACUAUGAAAAUGUUGUUUUUCCUUUCCAAAUGCCAUCUAUUCUCGAAAUGCGACGUUGAUCGGUUGAUCUAACCGUACAUUCCCUUUUUUUAAACAAUUCAUUCAAUUUAGAGUUGAUAGAGUUUUUGACCGUUUUCGAAAAAAUCGUCCGGGUUUCUUUUUCUCAUUUGUUUUCCUGUCACAAGGUCAUCUUCGACGCAAGUAUCCUUUUGCGCUCGUCAAUAAUCAUACCUAUCCCUUUCUUUCUCACAAGCAAAAUAGUUCUCUUCAUUCUCAAUUGUGGUUCGAAUUUCAGUAAGAAAUAGAAAAAAAUUCUAGAAUUUAUAUGAGCAAUAUUUUAGAGUUGCGAGGGAUCAUUAUUUUAGGUGUUGUUUCAAAAAAAAAACUUCAUAAGCGUUUUGAGGGAUCAACGAACGGAUUUAUUGUGAUUUUUUUUCCUUCGCGAAAAUUUUUAUUCAAUAUAUCAAUUUUCGUUACCUUCAUUUUGAGCAAAUAUGGAUGAAAAACGCUUACUCAUUUUUAGAAGCUGUAGAAACUAAAUUUGCUUCAAUUAUAAUUAACACUGGUCAAUCGGGAUCUCGAUACAAAUAGGUACCGGGUAGCAACUCAAAGUCAAUCGGAGGUCGUUUGUGUGCGACCGGGUACUAUCUAUAUGGUACCUGAAUAGUAUCGCGUCGGUAUCUGGAUGCUACCGGGUAGGUACCCGAAAUUCGCGAUUGCUACGGGUUGACACAUCGAUCGUUUGUUUAGCACCAGUGUUUUUCUGAACCUUUCCAAAUUUUCCCAGAUCUUAUUGGUUAACCCUGAAAAAAAAAAUCAAUUACCCGGAAAGCAAUGCCAGACCAUCCGGUAGCAAUCGCAAAUGUCAGCUACCUACUUUUAUCGACCUCCCGAUUCACCUUUGAAAAUGGAAACGGCAACUUCAGGUUAUUGUUCAUGGCUUCAAAAGUAUGGGCGUUAUAAUUAUCCAGUCGGAAACUUUGUAUUUGGGUGCUAUUUUUUAUCUGUUCAUUUUUCAGAGACGAUGCGGUACCCACCGCCUGAGUCGAGUACUGUAGAAGAUGUUAUGGAUCUGCAGGUUUUUUAGUGCUGGAACUUUCUCGAAAAAACUCUUUUCAGGGCGACGUCGAUGUGAGAAAUGUUCGCGAGGCGAUACAGAUUCCUAUGGAAGAAAUAGCUGCCAAUAGGUAUAAUGUGAGUUUUUCCCGAGAAUUCAAAAAACUAGUGAAGUCGGAUUGAAAGCCUUUGAUUGCAGCGUCAAAGCGAAGAUCUGAAAAAGUUUUUCGACCUGGAAUGGGACAAAUCGUGUUUUAUGAGGGAUGGAAAGCGUCAGGUUUUCGCAUUGUUUUGAUUAAUGAAAUUGUUUCGUUUCAGAUAGACUUUGUUCUGGCCUUUGAGGAAGAAGACAGCCGGAAAGUGAAUGGAACCAUCACUUCGGAAGGCGGAGAAUCCUCUAUCAACUACGAAACGGAUUCGGAAGACGAGGUCGGCGUCUCAUCUGUUCUCCCGUGGAAAGUCGGUUGCAGGAAGAGGAGCACCCUGCAGAAACGAGUCGCACGAAAGUGUCGCACCGCGAGAAGCGCGAGUUCCGGCGCAAGUACUACGAAGGGAAUUUGGAGAAAAUGGGCCUCGAGUUGGAAAGAGUCGAAAUUUCUCCGACGGUCUGUUACAAAAAUGGAAAAUGUCUUUCAUAGUUUUUAAUGUUUCCUUUUGAAAAGUUUUUCGAAAGCUGCAAAAAGUCAGGAAUUAUGAUGAGAAAGAACGUUGGUAAAGAAGAUGGGGAAUGUAGUUCGUUUUAAAAAGAGGACUCGCAAAUUAUUUUUAAGUAGUUAGAAAAAAAAACCUUUUUAGGUCUUCCGAAAGUUUUUUGGGGAAUCGAAAUACUUCUUUUUUUCAGCUCGGUCGAACUCGUUUCACGUUGGUUCAUGCUCCUUUCAAUGUUUUGGAAAGACAAGCCCAGCUUUUGUCCGUCAAGCUUCCAAUAAUGCGAAAUGACGUCUAUUUUCAGGUAUUUUCUCGGGAUUUUGCUAGUAAAUCGAGUUCUGUUCCGACACAGAGCCUGCGAAAUUUUCUUUUUUCAAUUAUCAUUUUAUCGCUUGGAAAAUGAACGUCGACUUUAUUUUAAAAUGUUUUUUCAUUGGUUUCAGAAUCGAAAGAUUCUUCCUGGGCCGAUAGACAACUUCCUAAACAGUAUUCGCGUGCUAGACUUUGACGACGAGACGAAGAAACUUCUCGACGAACCUGAGUUUUUCAGUGCUCCGUACUCCUCCGACCGCCGACAACAGUGAGAAAUUUCGCUCGUUCAUUUUCUGCACAACUUUUAUUCAUGAAUUUUCCAUCUUCAAAUACAAAGCGAAAGGGUUCGAGGUCAACCCUGUGCUUGAAUAAACUAUCCAUUCAGUAAAUUCUUUAAUUUUUUUUAAAAUCCAGCUUGUUGAAAAAAAGGCGUUCUUCCAAGUCGAUCUCCGAACCAUUGUUUGAAAACGUUUUAAAUUAUUUUUCGAAAAUCACUCGUGGAACAUUCAUUUUCUUUUCAAAUGUUUAUUCGCCAUUCCGCAAUCUGCACGACAAAUACAAAAAAUAAAACAUCAAAACAAUCAAAUCAACCACAUCAUAAUCAAUAUUUAUCAUUAUUUCAACGUUUUUCGUUUAGGCUUUAAAAAAAAGCUUAUCAUCGCGUGAAUAAUAAAAGUCAGUUUCUGAAGGAAACAGUUCCACAUCUUCUAUACCUGUCCUUUCAGAUUCGUGAACUGGGACAGGCCGGAGAUGCUCUUUCCGGUGGCGGAACGAUGCCGGAUGGUGUAUGACCUGCUGACGAGAGCCCACUACGACAAGAACGCCCAGAGGAAAGACGGUGGCGCCACCUAUCGGUUCGGAAUAGAGAGGCUCCUGGCCAGCUACACCUACACGGCCGCCUUCCCUCUUCACCAGGUAUUCUGAGGGCCGCCUUCCGGAAAUCAUCUCCUGAGAAGGAGUUGAGGUCGAGGGAAGAGAUCAAGGAGAGCGGACAGCCUGGGGCGACUUCUCAACGGGAGAUGCUCUACCUGAACUGGGCCAGCUGGCGCAACGUCAUCAAGUAUCAGCCUCUAGACGCUGUCAAGUUGGCUUCGCACUCCUGUCCGUGUUGAUCCGUCGUUCAGGAGGUACUUUGGAACGAAAGUCGCCUUCUACUUUGCCUGGCUUGGCUACUACACCAAGUCUCUGUACUGGGCGGCGUUGGUCGGCGUGAUUUGCGUCGCCUACGGCCUCAUUCGGAUGAAUGACGACGUCGUCAGGUUUCCCGUGCACUCAGAAGUCUCGAAAACAUGCUUUUCUGAAGAAGUGUACUUCUCAACAAAAGCUCCGAAAAAACGCUCAAUGAUUUUUUUGUUUUUUUUUAAACUUCUUUUGAAUUUUUUCCUUUUCAUCCAGUUUUACUUUGGACAGGAAAGUCAUGGCCAAACAUAAUUCAAAAUUUUUUUGAUGAUUCUUUAGAUUUAUAUAUCUAUUCAACUCUGAUAAGAAGUAGUUUUAGCAAUUAUAUCUUUGGGUAAUUUUUUUUUCCAUUUGUUCAGAAAAUGAAUACCGAGUAUCGGUUUCAAGCGUUCGAAAAAAGAAGUUGCGAAAAUUGAGCGUAAAAACUCGCUUUUGUUUAAAAAAUUUUUGGCUAGCUCGCUUAUCGCAGCAGCUUUUUUUGUGCAAUUUACAUUUUUUUUUUUUGUUGAUAUCAUCUACAUUUCGAAUUGAGUUUCAGCAAUGACAUCUGCGGAACCGACGGCAUCGGGGCGCAAGUCAUCGUUUGCCCCCAGUGCGAGACUUACUGCGACUAUCAAAGACUCAACAGCAGCUGUCUCUAUGCGAAAGUCUGACAUUUCGAGAGAUUUGAACAGCUUUUCUCUUCAGAUGACCUACCUCUUUGAUAACGGAAUGACUGUCAUUUUCGCCGCUUUAAUGAGUGUUUGGGCGACGUUGUUCCUGGAAGGAUGGAAAAGGUUGAUUUUUUUUGGAUAUGUAAUCAUCGUGAUUGUUCUCAGAUAUCAUGCCGAAAUAGCUUGGAAAUGGGGAUUGUUGGACUUUGUAGUUGAGGAGGUUUUGAUAACUUCUUGAUGAGGCCCCAGGUCGAAGGUUUAGGAUUCGGUGCGACCAGACUUCCAGUUCCGAGUCAGAACCAAGGCCUGGAACCCUGUUACCCAGAAGGAAGAGCCUUUCCUUUCUGGAAAGAAAAAACUGGCCAACUUUUUUGCCUCUGGCGCCACGGUCCUAUUCUUUGUGAGUUUUGUUGAAGCUUCGUCAAAUUUCUCGCAACGAUGUUUUCGCAUUUAAAAGUUUUCUUUGGACUUCAAAACAGCAUCAGAAAAUUGCGACCUUGACUUUUUUUUUCCCGCACUUUCUCAGAAGAAGAACGGCAGACCAAGGCGCAUUUCAAAAAACAAACAGGAGAGUACGAGUCUGGUCACUCAAAGCUUGCCAUUCUCUCUAAACUGAUGAAUCCGCGCUGGUCUGCCUUUUUUUCUUCUGAGUUUGAUUUUUAUAAGAAUAAAUUUCCAGUUCAUAAUAGGUAGAAAAUAACUUCGCGAAGAUGAAAUCAGUUUUCUGCGAAAGAAUUAUCACUAGACACAUAAUUCCAUCCUUUUUUUCUACAGAUUUGUCUCGUUCUCGCCGUUGUUUUUCGGCAUGGUCGUCUACAGAGUCAUAUGUAUGCGGCUACUGGCUAGUGUCAGUUACAAUUCGUUUCCUUCAAAGGCUUUUUCUUUAUUUUCGGCAGAAAUUAUAUUUUUGUUUCUCUUUAAAGUUUAUGGAAGCAAAUUCUUAUUUUGAAUCUAUUUCAGAGAUCAUUGACAUUAGACUGUAGAUCUAAAAAAGAAGAGUACAUAGACAGACGGAAAACAAAAUUUAGCUGGUAGAAAACGAUCUAUAUUAAUAAUAUGAGCUGUUGGCGGCUUUUCAAAAACCAUACCAGCCGACGUAUGGUUUAGCUUCCUAUUUCAAAUAACAUGAAAAGAUCAAAGUUUUAUCAUUUUUUUCAAUCAUGAAAUGUUUCAAGAUGGACAAUCCAGUAGUGGAUUCGCUUGCUUUCGUCAUCGUUUCCUUCACUGCGGCGACCAUCAACUUGAUCGUCAUCAUGUUCAUGAACUAUGUGAGAAACUUGCUCAGCAAAAUGUUCCCAAUGAAAAUUCCUUCAGUUCUACAGCGAGCUGGCCCUUUGGCUGACCGCAUGGGAAUGUCCUAGGACUCAAUCUGACUUUGAUAAUUCUUAUACUUUCAAGGUAUUAUUCCGGAAUAAAGUGUGUCAUCAAUUCUUAAUCCAGGUCUUCCUCUUCCAGUUCGUCAAUUACUACUCCUCUCUGUUCUACGUGGCUUUCUUCAAAGGACUGUGAGUGAUUUCAGGUUUUUGAUAGUACCACUUGGUCGUUUGAAGGCUUGCGCAAGUACCCGGGGCCAGAGAUGACAGCGGAAACGUGAAAAUCGCAGGCUACCGACUCGAAGUUUCUUUCGUCCUUUUUUUUUCCUGAAGUGGUCUUUUAAGGGUUGCGACCCUGCGGGCUGCUUCGUUGAGCUUUUCAUCCAACUGGCAACCAUUAUGUGUGGCAGACAGUUCUUCUCGGCCUCCAUCGAAUUCGCCUAUCCGUCAGUUUUAUUUUCUAGAAAAAUUUUUUUAUUUUAUAUAGGUUUCAGUAAAAAAAGAGGGCGGGGCCAAUUAGAGGAGUGCUGUCUUUUUUGACAGGAUUUCAAAAUUUUGAUGAAACAUUUAAUCAAAUCGUACAUUUAUACUUUCGGAAUGUCUAGUGGUAUGGCGACGGUGCAGUGGAAGAAAAAAAGACCGCGGGGUAGUUUAACUGACCAACCCCCAUUCUGUUUGUAAAAAAAAAUUUUUUUCUUUGACGAUUUUUUUAAAUCGGCAAUUUUCAAUUUUCCCAACACGAUUAAUUGUAAAAAAACGUUCACAAUUCAUUCUUUUUUUAAUAGUUACUUCCAUUUAUUCGUUGAACAAUUUCAAUUUAAAAAAAUUAAACAUUUUUAGUUGUGAAUGGUUUCGGAGGAAAAAGUAAAUUUAUCACUGAUAAGUUGGAAUGACUUCGUUUUGAACUUUCCAAAAAAAGGUUUUUUUCCAGAAAAGUGAUGGCCCUGCUCCGAAAAUGGCAAUUAAACGUCCCUCAAGUAGUCGAAACGAAAGAGCAGAGGAAGCAGAGGAUACACGAUGAAGCGAGAAAAGUUGGUUAUACAGGAGUUCCGUUUCAAAGACUUCCGUUCAGAAGGAGAAGCGACUGACGCGCUGGGAGGCCGACUACUACCUCAAUCCCACUUAUGACCAGUUCCUUUUCGACGAAUACUUGGAAAUGGGUGAGCAUGAUCACGUUUAGUUUUUUUUUGCAGAAAAAAAAUUGUCGAUGAAAAUUGGUUUUCGGUUAACUUCACUGCGUGAAAAAUUUUGAUGGCAAUUUUCAAAAACAUUUGCUGACAUGAUAAGGAUGUUAUCUUUCGUUUUCUCCUGCGUUGAUUGCAAUUGAAUUUUCGCGCGUGGUAUCAAAUGUGAAAUGUGCAUUGCGUACAAAACAUCAAACUGUACAGCUUUGACAGAAAAAGGAUGGUGACCACUCGACGAAAGAAUUUCAGGUCUCUCAAAUAAAUCAAAUGAAAUUUUUCAUUUCUCAUAAAGAAGGACUCGAAUUGACGGAGUAAAUGGAAAUGUAGGAAAAUAGGAGUUUUGAACUUGUGGGGAUAAAAGGAAGAGGACUCGCGGUCGUGUUUGAUUUCGUAGCAUUUAUAUUUUCUUUGAAUCAAAAUGCCUGAGUUCUGUGGUUAUAUCUUCAAACCGUUGUUUUUUUCUCAGUUCUCCAGUUUGGUUUCGUGACGCUUUUCGUGGCGGCAUUCCCUCUGGCGCCUCUUUUUGCCGUCCUGAACAACAUUAUGGAAAUUCGAUUGGACGCCUAUAAGUUUCUGGUCACAUCUCAGAAGCCGAUCCCUCUUCAGGUUUCUUUUUCUCAUCGUUUGCGAAAUUCAAAAUCUUUUUCAGGGACGAAACAUUGGAGUUUGGUUCGAAAUUCUCGACGUUAUAAGCCGGAUGAGCGUCACAAUAAACGUAUUUUUUCUUCUAUUGAAAGUUUCUGAUGUUUUUAGGCGUUGGUGAUAGCUUUCACUUCGGAUUUCGUUCCCAAGACGUUGUAUUGGUUCUCGAACAACCAUUCCAUGAUCGGCUACGUCAAUUCCUCGCUUUCUUAUUACGAUGCAAACAAUUUCGACGUGAUCAUGCGCAAAUCACAGUUUCCCAACGUCGACGUCUGCAGGUUCCUACUCCACUUCUUGACGACUCGAGGAGAUGAAUUGAAAUCUCAGAAUUUCUUGAAAUGAUCUGACCUUUACGGAUUUAUUUCCUGAAACCGUGUAUCCUACUUUUUUUUCAUUUGUAGCUGACUUCUCCGCUUUUCUUACCUUUUUUCUCAUAGCUAUAAAGGCUGUCACGUAGUGUUUUCGCUGUUCAAAGUUAAGCGUGAGCUCAAGUUAAAAAAAGAGAUUAUUAGUAGAGAAAGUUCUAUUUAAGAAAAAAAUUAGUAAAAAAAUAAUUUCUUUCCUCAUUUGAUGAUGUACUUUUUAAGAGUAAGCCUCGAUUAUCAGUUUUUUCUUUAACUUGAGAUUUUUAAUAAAAAGAUAAUAAUAGUUCAAGUUUUUUUAAUUGGUGAUUUAUAAAAAAAGUUGACUUAUUCCAGGAAGCAAAUGUCAAAGUAAAUUAAUAAAGUUUCAGUAGAUUAAUAAGGUUUUUGAACUUGCAAAAACAAAAACUGAAUAAUUUUAAGAUUUCGCGGGUAUCGAAAAACGCCGUGUUCGCUCUCGAACGUGACUAUCAACAACUCGGGAUCGGCCUUCCAGGAAAGCUGCGACGACGGUCUUGGCCUGUCCUACGAGUGGUGGAAGGUCCUCGCUGUUCGACUUCUUUUCGUCGUCAUUUUCGAGGUUUUUUUGAGGAUUUCCCUCUCGACCAUCCAAAGACAGUUAUAUUCGUUCAAGCUGUAGAGAGAGUUUUCAGCACGUAGUGUUCUUGAUCAAAGUCACCUUCGAGUACUUGAUUGCGGACGUUCCGGCCAAGAUUUUCGUGCAGCAACAGAGGGAGAAAUAUCUCCUCAGAAAGGCCUUGCUCUCCGAUAUCGCCAGUGCCACCGAGUCUUCCAGAAAGUGAGUUUCCUCUCGCUCCAGCCGCUUUUAACAUGCCUCAAUCAAACUUUUUUUUUGUUUUUUUUUUGCACUGUUUGCUGUUAUGGUUGACUGCUGCUGUCUCGAAUCACAAUCACCAAAAAGGAAAGCCAUCUCUAUUUUCAUUACCACGCCUCUAUUUUUUUUUAUUCGCGGAAUGACUUAUUUCGGUUCUUGUGCAAGUUAGUGUUAUAUUUUUGGCUGCGUUCGAGCAUAGAUACUUGUUUGAUGAAUUUUCGAAAUUCGAAUCUGGUUGGUUUUUGACGUUGUAGGAGGAUCGUUUUUUUGCAUUCAUUAUUGCUGGAAUACUGAUUUCUUGCACGUUUAAAUUUAUUUUUCAGUUCGGUAUGUGGGAAAUGUCUUGAAAAGAUUUUCAUCGAAGUGUUAACCAUAUCCAGAGCCUGCACUUUUUUUCGAUUUCAUGUUCACGGUUUCGUUCCAGGCACGACUGAUUCACUGAAUGAUUCACUGCAGCUCAUUUUGCACGUCUUCUUUGCACUUCACAUUUCUGCUCUGUUCAUCUUCGUUUUUUUUUUCGCUCUCUAGUAAGGAGCAACUCCAUUUCUGGUGUUUGAUUAUUCUUACUUGAAGAACUUUUCUUAGCAAUUAUUGAACACAUAAAACUUGGACGUGAUGCCCUGAUUUCGGAAAUUGCAGGUCGACAUACCUCGACAGCGAAGACGUUGCUUUUCAACCGGGUGCCUUUGAACACGAAAAAGUGAGUGAAGAAAGAGAGUUUUACCUGAUGAUCCGUCGGAACUCAGAUCGAAGGAGUCGGGACGCGGUUCAGGGCGCCACUCGCGCGGGCCUCCACCUCGUUGGAUUCCUAUGAGACUGCUUUCAUGCCCGAAGACGCCUGGAGAAGUUCCCAGCAACAGCACGUUGAUCGCUUACAUACUUAG